CUCAGCCUCUCUCAAACAAAGCAAAUUAUAAUUUCUUCACUUACCGGAAAACAAAAACUUUGACUAAAAACAACGAACAAUGGCAAAUUCCUUUGGUGUCGUUGUCGAUAAUGAUAAAUUGGAUGAAAUGGAGAGAUAUAUUGGCAAAACAAAAACCCAGGAAGAUAGAGCAAGAGAAGCUAUUCAUCUGAUUAAUGAAGACGAUAAGGACGCAAAAGCUGCAAAAUAUGUAGAUACUGUGAAGGAGUAUUAUGGUUCGGGUGUUUCCACGUUGUGCCUAGUGUACAACGCAACUGGAGAGACUAUCUCUUAUGUUACCGACCAUGACUGGUAUGGCUUCAUUAGCCGAACUCCGUAUCCUACGGAGAUCGGUAAUGGCCAAUGGGGAGCCUUUCAGCAUGUCCAUAACACCGGUGAAGCCUCCGGUUCUGAAGGUGCGGUCGUGUACCGCGGCAAGAACGCGGAUGGAAAUUACUGUGACUUUUUGCUUGCUUGGUCUACACCUUGGGGAACUUGGUACAAAAACAAGGCUUACUGUGAGCUGGGUGCAGUUGGCAGUUUUCCAGGACGUUGGGGUGAUAUAUAUGAUAACAUAAAUAAUGGCGAUUAUUCCGAUAAAGUUGACAGGGAUGGGAUCAAGAUAAAUGUUGAUACUGCUACCGGCGGAGCUCCAGUGUUUAAGGCAAUCAUCAAGAUCCCUUUUAGUCCAUGAUCAUCAAUAUCACGAUGGAAGAGAAGUCUCAACUCUCAAUAAAUUGUUAUUUUUCUCGUGUUUGUAUUAUCACUUGUUAGUUCACUUAUUUCCUGUGUUGUGUGUCCAUUUGGAAUUACUUUUGUAUCAUGUGUAUAAUAAGCUUCAGUAUGAAUAAUUGUGUAACUUGUUUGUUAUUAGAUGCUUUUCGUUGAGCAACUUGUACUUUUGUAUCAAGUGUAUGAGCUUCAGUAUGAAUAAUAUUUGUGCAACUUGUUUGUUAUUA
Molecule: messenger RNA, 977 nt
Organism: Vicia villosa (hairy vetch)
Lineage: Eukaryota; Viridiplantae; Streptophyta; Magnoliopsida; Fabales; Fabaceae
Product: 23 kDa jasmonate-induced protein-like
Exons: 2
Coding region: 80-712 (210 amino acids)
Source: RefSeq, a predicted model, not a curated record